AUGAAUAUAAGAAUAAAUAAAGUGUUAAUUAGUAAACCAAUUUUUAAUCAUACAAUAAAUUCAUUAACAAUUAAAUUUUAUUAUUAUAAUAUUGAUAAUAAUAAUAAUAAUAAUUAUUAUAAUUUAAUAAUUAAUUUAAUAAAUAAUAUAAAUAAAUUAAGUAAUAUUUUAUCAUAUUUUUAUAAUAAAAAAGUUAUUAUUAAACCUAUUAAAUUAUCAUAUAUUUAUUUAAAUAAUGAUAUUUUUAGUAAUUUUAUUAGUUAUUUAACUAAUAAUUCAUUAAAUUUAAAUAAUAAAUCAUUAAAUCUAAAUAAUAAAACAAAUAUUGAUUCUAUUUUUAAAGAAUAUUUAAAUUUAUUUAAUAAUAUUAUACCAUUAAAUAUUAAUAAUAAUAUAAAAAAUAAUAAUAUUAAUAAUAUUAAUAAUAAUAAUAUUAAUAAUAUACCAAUAAAUUUAUUAAUAUAUAAAUAUUUAAUAGGAUGA
Molecule: messenger RNA, 483 nt
Organism: Maudiozyma saulgeensis
Lineage: Eukaryota; Fungi; Ascomycota; Saccharomycetes; Saccharomycetales; Saccharomycetaceae
Source: the annotation of a GenBank genome assembly